Molecule: messenger RNA, 2121 nt
Organism: Talaromyces rugulosus
Lineage: Eukaryota; Fungi; Ascomycota; Eurotiomycetes; Eurotiales; Trichocomaceae
Exons: 4
Coding region: 1-2121 (706 amino acids)
Source: RefSeq, a predicted model, not a curated record
AUGGCAGGAACUAAGCGCAAAGCCGACACCUCUCGCAGCUCAAGCUCGCAAACCACGGCUUUAUCUGAAAACUCAACGCAGAGUCAGCCACGCGUGGCUACUCAUGGCAGAGGAACCCGUGGGAGUAGCCGCCUUGCUGCAUCUGACACGCCUUCUGCGGUGUCUGAAGACAAUGUCCCAUCAGAAUCUACAGGGAUCACUCCAAGAUCUACCCUUGCAACUGAAGAGCAGGAACCACGCCCCAAGCGGCUAAGACUGGUUUUUCAAGCCGGAAAACAAAAGGCCCCUAGAUAUUCCACUAGAAGCAAGGCCCCGACGGAUCCUUCUCCAGCCAAAUCUCCCCAGCUCUCACGCCGCCAGUCAGUGGAUGGCUCGUCCUCUCAACCCGCGAGCAAUACGAGGAGGCUCACUCGUCAGCUCUCUAGUAAAAGCAGUACUUUUGACUUCCCUGAGCCUAAAGUCGCUGCUGAAGCCCUGGCCACUCCUACACGAAAGGCGGCAGCCACAGCGACAGCCACAUCAUCGCCGUCCAAAUCUCUUCGAGGGCGUAAGCGUCCAUUGGAAGACGCCAGCAAAGAGGAAACCACCGAGACUGAAAGUCCUCCCUCAGUGCUGAAGAAGCCAAAGCUCGAAGAUGACGAGGCAGGCUCACGCGUUUCGCUAGAUGACUCCAACACGGUAGAUGGUUCACAAAAUGCCAAAACCGACAGCCCCGCGCCUAUUUCUCAGGAGACUCCGGCAGAUGAACCCACAGAUUUUAAAGCUACCGACAAUAUUGACGGUAGCAUAGCAAAUCCAACCGAAAGUGGCUCUACUCCAAACACCAGAGGCCGAGGCGGCCGCGGUCGAAGCACUGGACGCGCUCGUGGAUAUCGUGGGCGAGGCCGUGGUGCAGCCCGAGGCGGAGGAGCAACACCCCGGGGAUCUGGCCGUGGACGAGGCCGAGGAGGCCGUGGCGGCGGUAAAACUGGGAAACGCGGCGACGAUGACUCGGAUUUCGAACAGGAGCGCUCCCCUUCUCCCGUUCCAGCAAGCCAGAAACUGCUUGACCGGCAAAAGGAGCUGAAGCAGAGUUGGAAGCGGCUAGCGGCUACCCAGCGACUUGUGCUUAAUGCCAUUGCAGGGCGUACUCAAACCCGGCUGACGAGAGAUAAAACUGCUCAUCGCAAGGCUGAAGAAUUUGAAGAAGUGCAAGAGGGUCUUCAGGCUGCCUUGGAGAAGAGACUCGAAAGUUUAGGAAACGAGUACCGUCUCCGCGUAGAAAUGGCGCAGAGGAUUUUAGAAGGCCAGCAGCAGAUUACCAAGGAUCGCUUUGAAGCGAAUGCAACUAAUGCCAGAGAGGAGCUUUUCUACGCGGCAAGAGGAGACUAUAUGGCUCUGGUAGAAGGUGUUCAACAUGCAGAAGACGAUGAGCACACCGAGCCUGACGUGAACCGGCCUGAGCCAGCAGAAGUAACUGAUGCAGAAACUGGCUCCAACUACGAACCCUUGUACCAUGACGAUUUCCCAUACCGUCGGGGAUAUAAUUCCAGGUUUCUGCGAGAGCCGUCAGGAGCGGCCUCGUAUGAGUUGGGGAGGAACGACUGGGAAGAGUUUCUUCAGCGAGUCAAAAUGAAGAAGAUCAGCCAGGAGGAAUCUGCACCGCCUGGCCCUGAUUCCCUGGACAUCUUGUUACAGGCCGUGAAUGUAGUCGGCCAAGCCGUCUCUUCUGUAGACGCCGGCCUUUCUGCUUUGGCAGACGUUGCAAGCAAUGCGCAGCCAGCUCCCCCACAGCAACAACCACUUCCUCCUAUGCAGCAGCAGCAGCCAACACAGGCAGCUACAGAACCACCUCCAUAUCUUCUUCCUCAACCGCCACCAGUCAGGCCGGUGUUGCCUACAUCCUACAACCUUCCUAAUCCUUUUACCACGGGGAGAGGACCGCCUCAACUGCCGCCACCUCCUGGUGUAUCCUUUUCUCGUCCAGGUCCUAACCUGAAUGGAUUCUUUCAAGGACCCCAACCCGCCCAACACCAAUACCAGCCCGGGCCAGCAUCAGGUCCACCUCCGGGUCCAGCGCCAUAUUACUUUCCUGGACAUCCACCUUCACGGCAACCCUCGCCUCGCCAUCAUCCAUACUGA